AGGAGAACGCGGUGGCUGUGCACACACACAACCAACAGCACCGGGAGAACUCGACGGAAACUGCGUCUGCUCGGCUCUUAUCGCUUUUUCUUCAUGGUACAAAACAAGACUUGUUCUUUACCAGAGAUCAUGGGAGGAUGUUGACAUUUGACUUCACCACUAGCAAAAGGAAACCCAUUAGAGUUGCCUAAAGACACUGGUUGGUGCACAGUGACAACAUGGCUGCCCAUCGAAUCAGAGCCACCGCCACCAACAACACUUCUCUCCCGCGGUGCAAGUCCGAGGGGACGCUCAUCGAUCUCAGCGAAGGAGUGUCCGAAGCCAGUCUGACUGAUGUCAAAGUGCCUUCUCCCAGUGCCUUGCGACUGGACGCAACUGCUUCCUUCGGGACUGCCAGGGAAGUUGUUGCUAUUAAGGACUACUGCCCAUCCAGCUUCACCACCCUGAAGUUCUCUAAAGGGGAUCGCCUCUACGUUCUAGACUCAUCAGGAGGUGAGUGGUGGUAUGCCCACAACAACACAGAGAUGGGUUACAUCCCUGCUGCUUAUGUGCAGCCCAUCAACUACAGAGACUCGUCCUUCAGUGACAGUGGGAUGAUUGACACCGUAGGAGACUGCAACGAGGAGGCAGCCAAAGAAAUGGACCUUCUAGGAGAGUGGGCCGGGGUGAUUUUGAAACCAACAACCUUCCAAAACAGAAAUCCUUUUGCAGCAACCCAUACCUCUACAAACCCUUUCCUAAACGGGGGGCCUCAGAGCUCACUUGAUCAGAACAGUAAUGAGAAAUCAGUUGACCUCCUCCUGUUCGAUACACUCACUCCAUCAGUGCCCAAUUCCACCAGCAGCACUGCUGACAUCAAUGGCUUUGGCAGCGGCGUUUUUAACUUGAACCCUCUUAGUCCCACUGUAGGGGUCGGGCAAACCUUGCGCAGGGACAACCCAUUUUUUAGAAGCAAACGUUCCUACAGUCUGUCUGAGCUGUCUAUCCUGCAGGCUCAGUCCGACGCCCCUCAGACCUCCAACAGUUUCUUCGGAGGUCUUAAAGCACCGGCACCAGAGCAGUUCCAAAGCAGGGAGGAUUUCCGGACAGCGUGGCUCACCCACCGCAAGCUAGCCAGGUCCUGCCAUGACUUGGACUCGCUGGGUCAGAACCCAGGCUGGGGCCAAACACAACCAGUGGAGACCAACAUUGUCUGUCGGCUGGACAGCUCAGGAGGUGCUGUCCAGCUUCCGGACACCAACAUCAGCAUCCAUUUACCCGAGGGCCACGUGGCCCCAGGGGACACCCAGCAGAUUUCAAUCAAAGCUCUGCUCGACCCGCCCUUAGAGCUGAACAACGACCGCUGCACCACUGUCAGCCCUGUGGUGGAGAUCAAACUCAGCAACAUGGAGACCAAAACCACUGUUACCCUGGAAAUGAAAGUGUCUGUUGUGGUGAAAAUGGAAAGCAGGCAGAUGACAGAAGUCUUGUGUGUCAGGAGUGAUUGUAAAGAGGGACCUUACAGCCCCAUUCCUCAGGCGUACAUGUAUGGGGACACCGUCCAGGUGUGCCUGGAUAACCUUGAACCGUGCAUGUAUGUGUGUGUUGUGGCUCAGUCCCAGUCCAUAUCCCCAGACUCCACAGUUUGGGAGCAUGUUGUUAAAAAGAUCACCUUAGGGGUAUAUGGUCCCAAACAUAUUCACCCGUCCUUCAAAACAGUCGUGGCCAUGUUUGGCCACGAUUGUGCUCCAAAAACAUUAUUGGUGAGUGAGGUAGGCAAACAGGUGCAGUCUGCACCAUCAGUUGUCCUGCAGCUCUGGGGUAAACACCAGUUUGUCUUGUCCAAACCCCAGGACCUCUGUGUUGGAGUUUACUCCAACAUGGCCAAAUAUGAGGUAAAGGCUAGUGACCAGGCCAGAGUGGUCCGGGGCUUCCAGGUUAAAUUAGGCAAAGUCAGCAGGCUCAUCUAUGUCAUUGCCUCACGCAGCACUGAAGAUGUUUCUGAUUUCACCUUAAGAAUCCAGGUCAAAGACGACCAAGAUUGUAUACUGGCUCAGUUUUGUGUCCAGACACCAACACCGCCACCCAAAGCAGGCCCAAAGACAUCAGUGCAACGGCGCUUCCUGAAGAAGAAGGAAGUGGGCAAGAUUGUCUUGUCACCUCUCGCCAUCGCCACCAAGUAUCCUGUUUUCCAGGACAGGAGAAUAAAUAACCUGAAGUUUGGCAAAUUAAUCAAAACUGUCAUCCGACAAACAAAAAAUCAGUACUUGCUCGAGUAUAAAAAAGGAGACUUUGUAGCUCUGUUGAGUGAGGAGAAGAUCAAGCUGAAAGGCCAGCUGUGGACAAAAGAAUGGUACAUUGGAUAUUAUCAGGGCAAAAUGGGAUUUGUUCAUGCAAAGAAUGUGCUAGUGGUUGGCAAAGUGAAGCCCAUUUACUUCAGUGGGCCUGACCUUACAACUUCAUUGUUACUGGAGCAGAUACUGAAGCCCUGCAAAUUCCUCACGUACAUCUAUGCCUCUGUCAGAACUAUACUGAUGGAGAACAUCGGCAACUGGAGAGCGUUUGCGGAUGCGCUCGGAUACAUCAACCUGCCCUUGACCCAUUUCUGUCGCGCAGAGCUUGACAGCGAACCUGAAAGGGUCGCAUCAGUGCUGGAGAAGCUGAAGGAGGACUGCAACAAUGCCGAGAGCAAAGAGCGGAAGUCCUUCCAGAAAGAACUCCUGACUGCCCUGUUGAAGAUGGACUGUCAGGGUCUCGUGGCCAGACUGGUGAUGGACUUUGUCCUCUUGACCACGGCGGUGGAGGUGGCAGGACGCUGGAGGGAGCUGGCUGAGAGGCUCGCCAAGGUUUCACGCCAGCAGAUGGAUGCUUACGAGGCACCACAUCGCGACAAGAACGGGGUAGUGGACAGUGAGGCCAUGUGGAAACCCGCGUAUGACUUCCUGGUCACAUGGGCCGCUCAGAUAGGCGAUAGCUACAGGGACGUGAUCCAGGAGUUGCACAUGGGGUUGGACAAGAUGAAGAACCCGAUCACCAAACGCUGGAAGCACCUGACCGGCACACUCAUCCUGGUCAAUUGCCUGGACGCCCUGCGGAGCUCUGCCUUCAGCCCUGCUGCUCAGGACGACUAUGCCAUCUAAACUGGAUGGUAAUCCUGCUGGUGUUUCCCCACACCAGCUAACCUCGCUCUGCUGGAGCAAACAGUUACACAGUUUGAAAUGCUGCAUUAUCAGCUGUCCGCUAACUCUGAAUGCCACUACUGCUGUCCUAUGUUGUUGUUCUGUUCCUGCGGCGCCGCCUUCAGCUCCUCGUGCCCAGAGGAACAUGGUCGAACUGCUCCCACGCCUCCGUGGCUGCUGGCCAAAAAUCACAGUGCUGUAGGGAGCUUGCAGUAUUCAGAAAUACUCUUUUAAUAGUUCCUGUCUUGCAUAGUUAUGUAUUUUUGUACUCUUAUUAUGGCACAGCAUUUUUUAAAGCAAAUCGUUGAACCCUUUGGUGAAGAACAGUGGAUUAAAUGAAAGACACUUUUUUAAGAAGAGACACUUUUUGAUAUUGUAUCCUUGUUACCAUAGCCUUGUCACACGUGUCAAAUCUGUUCUAUUUAUUUGUACAUGAAAGAGAAAAGAUACUUCUUCUUCUUAAAGUUGAUUCUCAUUGUGGUUGUCAGUUCAGAGAUCCAAAUAUUCUGCUGUAAGACCUGGCACUGAAGAAAACAGAAUUUAUUAAUCAGAUUUUAAUCAAGCUCUCCACUAGUGCCAGACAUUGAGUCAAUUAAUUGAAUAUUCUUUUUACUGAACAUUAAUCAACAACAGAUUAAAUAGACUAAAUUGAUUGUUUGCAGCAAGAAUGUCUCAUUUGUCAACUCAAGGUCCUUGUUCUGGUGCUUUUGACCAUAUCACCUGGUCUUCAUCAGCAUGUCAGUUUGCUCAGCUGUGGUAGAGCUACUGUAGAUGUCUAUCUUUCCACAACUCUGAGAGCCGCCAGGGCUUCUCACCCAUGUUGACUUAAACUCAACAGACCCUUUCCACAGCAGACACUUUGACUUGUCAAAGCAGAAAAGGUACAGAUGGAAUUAAUAAUGAUGAUGAUUGAUGGCUGCAUUCCAUGUAGGUGAACCAGUUCCACAGUCUUGUAUUUUGCAUUCUUACUCACUGACAACAAUUAACGCAAAUUCCACCAAUCCCUGGGAAUUUUGCACAACUUUGCAAAUUUGACCAAUUUUUGUAGUUUCCUGCGUAAAUGUUGAGCCACACGUCACUAAACUUGCUUCCUUGUUUCUAGUUGUGACGAUGCAGACCAUAUGCAACGCGAACGUCUCACUUUCACCUUCCAAACAAUGUGAUUUUAUUCUUUUAUUGAAAUAACUUAUACACAAAUAUUCAAAA
Molecule: messenger RNA, 4364 nt
Organism: Morone saxatilis (striped sea-bass)
Lineage: Eukaryota; Metazoa; Chordata; Actinopteri; Moronidae
Product: SH3 domain-binding protein 4
Exons: 5
Coding region: 219-3119 (966 amino acids)
Cellular component (GO): cytoplasm
Molecular function (GO): protein binding
Source: RefSeq, a predicted model, not a curated record